AUGGGCAAGGAUCAAGAGCUGUUGGAAGCAGCACGCAAUGGAAACAUCUCUGUGGUGGAGAAAAUACUCAGUCAGAGAGCGAAAAGGAGCGGCCCAUUGGCAAGCCUGCGGAGGGGACCAGGCGCCAACGUACAGGAUGCCAGCGGUUACUCGGCGUUGCACCACGCCGCCCUCAACGGACACAGGGAGGUGGUGCAGCUGCUGCUGGCGCACGAGGCGUCGACCAACAUCGUGGACGGCAAGGGCUCGUCGCCGCUGCACCUGGCCGCGUGGGCGGGCAACGUGGACAUCGUGCGGCUGCUGCUCUGCCACGGACCCUCCGUGCCCAACGUUAACCUCACCACGAAGGACAACGAGACGGCGUUGCACUGCGCGGCGCAGUACGGGCACACGGCGGUCGUUGGGCAGCUGCUGGAGCACGGCUGUGACCCCGCCAUCCGGAACAGCCGCGAGGAGACCGCGCUCGACUUGGCCGCGCAGUACGGCAGACUGGAGACUGUGGAGCUGCUGGUGAGGACGCACCCGGAGCUGAUCCAGCCGUACACGUGUCCAGGCGCUGUGUUCCCACACACGCCGCUCCAUCUCGCCAGUAGGAACGGCCACAGGGCGGUGGUGGGCGUGCUGCUGGCGGCGGGCAUGGCGGUGAACGCGCGCACCGCGGCGGGCACGGCGCUGCACGAGGCCGCCAUGUACGGCAAGCUGGAGGUGGUGCGCGCACUGCUCGCCGCCGGCGUCGACGUGUGCGCCCGCGACCAGCGCCGACACACCGUCAUGGAGCUGCUGGGACAGUUCCCCGCGCACGUCACGCACGACAUCGCCGCCAUCAUCAGCCGACACCGCGAAACCGGGGGCGGCAGAUCGGGCAGCGACGACCUGCCGCCCAUCCCUGUGCCGGACACGUCGCUGGGCAGUCCCUACGAGAACGUGCGCACGCCGGGCCGCGGAGGAGGCGGCGGUGGGGGCGGUCUGCGGGGGCAGUCGCCCGCCUCCUCUCCCGGCACGUCGCCCACGCACUGGCACUACUACCGCGACGCCGACGGCGCGCCCCCGGAGCGCGAGCGCCGCGUCUCCGGCCUGUCCAGCGCCUCCGCGGCCAGCGACGGGGGGAUGUACCAGACGCCGCCACCGCCGCCCAAGUCGCUGCCGGACAGCUUCCUGUCUGCUGAGGAGGGCGACCGGAUCAGCGUGUCUUCGUCCAGCAGCCUCUACAUGCCCAUGUGCGGCUCCGGCGGUGGACACGCCAAGGUCUCGCCGACGCCCCCGAAGAAGCCGCCGCGGCGCAACCUGUCGGUGUCGCCGACGCACGCGACGCCGCCGGCGCUGAUGAGCCUGUCUGCGGACAGCGGCGGGUGCCGCGCGCCGCAGGGCCACAACUACGAGUACCUGUACCUGGCGCGCAGCGGCCGCAGCCACGGCGACCUGCGGCGCGGCCGCUCGGCCGACCAGUACGUCGACAUGCGGCCGCCGGUGGCGCUGCUCGCCACCUCGGCGCACGAGGCGGGCGCCGGCGGGCUGCCGCUGCUGCGCGCCCAGAACCCGCGCCGCAAGCUGCGCCGCAGCCACCACUACGAGAACUACGAGCCGCCCGCGACCGCGGCCGCCGCCGCGCCCGUCACCGUGUACGCGGGCGGCGGCCGGGGGCGGCUGGCCGCGGCGGCGGCGGCGGCGGCGCGGGACCGCGAGGCGGAGGACGGCAGCCUGGCCGACGCAGAGGACGCGGCCGCGGGCGCCGACGAGCCGGCCGGCUCCACGUUCGUGUCCAACGCCUACAUCACGCUGCGGCCGUCGCAGGAGAGCCUGGCGGACGCGGGGGCGGAGGCGGCGGGCGCGCGGCCCCUGCAGACGCCGCUCAGCCCCACGCACUACCAGCAGCCGCCCACGCCCGACCACCCGCCGCCGUCGGCGCUGCAGGCCGAACGCAGCAUUCACGAACGCAUCCGGCCGCUCUCCCAGGAGUACAAGCGGCGGUCGCGCGACAUGGAGACGGAGACGGAGGAGGAGCUGCUGCUGUGCCCGUCGCUGGCCGCCUCCUCGGGCAGCCUCUCCAGCAGCGUCUCGCUCUCCGACAAGAGCGUCUCCACCGACAACAACGUCGAGGAGUUCCUCGCCGACGCGCCCUUCGCCGGGCUGUACAAGGGGUCGACGGCGCAGGGCGUAGAGUGCGGGACGCGCGCCGAGCGGCCUCGGACACUCCGCCGCCUGCGCAGCGUGUACGAGGGAGGCGGCGCCGGAGGCGGCGUCGGGGGCGGCUCCGCGGGCGCCGCGGACGCCGGGGCCACCGCCAACGGCCGCGCCUCUGGCGAAGACGCUGACAAGCCCAGUGCCGGCUCGCUGUCCAUCUUGAGCCCGUUCGACGAGCAGGAGGAGUGGGCUAAGAUCUCGGAGAUCAUGGCUUCGUUUGGCACCGGGCUCGUCCGCGAGUCCGUCUUCGUCAGCGAUCUCGAGAAGGAGUUUCAGAGCAGGCUCGGCCUGCACAGCCCGGGCGGCGUGCAGACGCCGGUCGGCGAGUGGCUGGCCUCGCUGGGGCUGGCCGGCUACGAGCCCGUGUUCCUGUCCAGCGGCUACGACGACAUCGACUUCAUCAACGGCGUGCUGGAGGAGCGCGACCUGAAGGAGAUGGGCGUGGACAGCGAGCGCGAGCGGGCGACCAUCGUGCGUGCGGCGCAGUCGCUGCCGUGCCGCGUGGCCGCGGUCGCCGCCGCCGCCGCGACGCCGCCCCCGGGCGCCGCCCCCGGGGGCCCCUCCGGUGAGGUGGACGCGUGGCUGUCGUCGCUGCGGCUGGACUGCUACCGCGACACCUUCCGCCGCCACCUGUACUGCGACAUGGCGCGCGUGCGCCGCGUCUGGGAGGUGGAGCUGUCCGCCGUGCUGGACAUCGGCCGCGUCGGCCACCGCCGCCGCAUGCUCGCCUCCGUGGGCGGCGCCAGGCCGCCCGACCUCGAGGGCCUCAGCGCAGACCUCGACCAGCUGAAGAGCAACAUCCAGCAGCUGAAGGACGAGAUCCGCGAGAAGCUGCCGGCGUCGGCCGCCUCCGCCCCCGCGCCGCCGUGCGGCACGCUGGGCCGCCCCCGCAAGGCGCGGCCGGCGCCGCAGCCGCCGUCCGACCUGAGCAUCCGGGAGCCGGCGCAGCUGCUGGUCGGCGUGCCGUCGGCGCUGACCACGCGCUGGCGACACCGGCCGCACGCCCUCGUCUCCGGAGCCGUCACCUACGUCGCCAACUACCUGGGUUCGACGCUGGUUAAGGAAUUGCGUGGCACCGAGUCGACCAAGAAGUCCAUCCAGAAGCUGAAGAAGACGCCACGGGAGUCUCGUACCACGCCCGACAUCGCGUUGUGCAUCUCGUACCGCGGCGUCAAGUUCCUCAACACCGUCACCAAGGAGCUGGUCUGCGAGCACGAGAUCCGCAACAUCCACUGCGCCUGCCAGGACGCUGACGACAUGACGCACUUCGCCUACAUCACCAAGGACCACGGCAGCUCCAGCCACUUCUGCCACGUCUUCUGCGUCGACACCAUGGACCAGGCGACGGAGGUGAUCCUGACGCUGGGCCAGGCGUUCGAGGUGGCCUACCAGAUGGCACUGCGCGACCAGCUGACUCCGCAGCACAACCACCACCACCACCCGCACCUCCACCACCACAAGCAGCAGCCGCACCUGCAACAGCAUCACCACAACAGUGCCGGGGUCAAUUCUAACAACAACAACAAUAAUAACAAUAACAACAACAACGGGCACACCCGGUCGCAGUCGGCGUCGCAGCCGCCGGCGUCGUUGGCGGUGCAGCCUCCGCCUCAAGGCCACUCGCGUUCUCACUCGGCCAACGACAUCAAGGUGGGCGCCUCGCCCCACGCCGCCCCCGCCGCCGCUUCCACCCCCGGCGCGACCUCUCCCGCCCCCGAGGCCCUGGCCGAGGAGCUGUAGCCCCGUCUGCAGCGUCGGCGCGCCGUCCGCCGGAGGCGGCGUCGACCACUCCGGACGGCUGCCCCCGGCGCCGCCCCCGCCGCCGCUCAGCUGAGGGCCUGCUGACGCUACCAGCCGCCGACGAGUCACGGCCUCACUGCGCUUGCGACAUCUACUUGCUGUCACUGCUCGACGUGCAAUUCGCACUGUAAUCUGGCAAUGGUUCCUGGUGCGGAUCAGAGUAUGUGCUGUGUUCCAGAAAUAUCCAACUUCAGUGUGUCACAAAAGAUUACAUUCCUGACGAACCCUGUACGAUUUUGAGUGUUUACUGGGGAUUGUAGAAACGCCCGUAUCCAAUGCGUCUCAAAAAAAGCCGAAAUCGUCGGUGCCGCAUUCACAACGAAAGCUACAUGUCUUCAGAGAAGAUAUCGAUGUUCUACCAGUCUUACUUUGUAUCCAUAUGAGCCCCAUUUUGUAGUAUUUAACUCAGGAUAUAAACGAUACCAGUGACUUAAAAAUGUGGGAGGCAAAAUUUUGAAAUACAAAAACCUCAACGACGCACAGGGACUGUCAAACAAGUAGGAAAUCCUAUUCUACCGAAAUUCCGACUACAUCACGUACAAUUUAUAUAUAUGAUAUAACUCAGUAAUGUUAUUUCUUUUCCAUAAUCAAAGAGAGAAAUGAUACGGUCAACUUCGUCACCGAAACGACUGACCCCGAUUAAUGAAGCUGUCAUUAAAUUUGAGCAUCCGUUUUGAUAUUAUUCUGCGCUCCUGCGUUCAUCAGAUGCAUUAAGUACACGUAGAGAAGUAUUUCCUUCAGCAGUUUCACCAGUUCUCAUGAAUAUCAGAUUCCACCUACAAAAGCCAACGACAAAAGGUCCACCAGAAGGAAACGAACAGGGCAGUAAUGUCUUUGAUUCUCUAGUCCAAAUAACUCUGUAGGACGCAUAGAUAAAUUGUCUCUGCUUUUCGCUAAAGGCGUCAUUAUUCUCAGUAACCGUCAAUAUCUGUGAAAAAUAAUCUUCAUCUCCUUCUUACUGCUCCAUUCCUUCUGUCAAACAGCAAUACUAGUAUCACGUGCAGUGCUGUUUUUAAUGAUCAUCCCCCAGUUGUAGCUUCCUCGCUGAGUGCUAUGUCCUUCGUUUGCUCUGAUCGUGACUUUCGUUCUCGGUUAAGGACCCUCUGCAGUUAUUAUCAGAUACACACAUCAUCUUUCUGAAAAUUUAUGGGGUCUGUUCCGCCGGCGUAUGUGAUAACAUCAUACAGAGGCCACUUUGAUUUAAUCUUCUAAUUCCUCGCAGUUUGUCAGAUUUACUAUUUCCUGUACUACAUUUCAGCGGCACUGAAGCAUUCAUCAUUACAUCCGUCUUAAAGGUUUUUAUUGAUAAAGGAAAUAAUUGGUCUCUCAUAAUCAAUUUUAUUCAUCCCACUGCAGCAGAUGUCUGGACUGCAAAACAAUGACAUGAUAACAUUUGUAAUAACGAACCUUCCCAGUAAUCUAUGUGUAAUACCGAUGCAUUAAUUUCGCUAGCAGUCUCAUAACGUGACCUCGUAACACGCAGAAUACAUGGCAUUUACAUUCAACUCUUUCACAUACUUACUUAUUUCACCUACGUCUGUCAUUUGUAUCUUCAGUCUCACCUUUCAAACCCGUCUCCGGGUUCAGUUAUCCAGAAGUCAUAAUAAACGGGUGGUUCUUCAAGAAUUCAUACUGGAUCAUUUGCUUUCGCUUCUUUAUUUUAUGCUGAUCAUUUACUCAGGUAAUCUGUGCGGAGACAUAUCAAGUGGAGUAAAGAUGAUGUCAGCUUCUAUAGCUGACUUCUAGAGUCCAACCGUCUCAGCCUCUUUGAUUUCUGUGCACCUGGCCAAAGGUUUUAGGUGCUGGCGUAUGCCACACUCUAAAUAGAGAACUGUACAUAAUUUAAUUACUAAAAUGAUCGGUUCCAGUUUUAACCUCAAUGCAGAAUCAAAAUGAACUAUAAGGCCAUUUUAAACUGCCGUUACGUUAGUAAUUAUGUAAAAGCAAGCAAUAUUAACUGAUUUGGUCGGGUAACGACGAAAUUUCAGCAAAACAUAUCACAUUUGAAAUGUACUGAGUAAUCACUGCCCGUACCAGAGCUUCACUUAACAGUUAUUUUUAAAAAACCAAAUUUUUUCGAGAAAGAUGCACGCACACGAGGCACGUCAGAUUUAUUUUUAAGCUAAAGUUCUCCCGGUAGUCUAUGGGAAUAUCUAGUAACAGUACGCCGACGCGGGACUGCAUCGCGAUCUUGUUUUCCAAUAGUCACAACGCGUACCGCUCCCAUCUGCUGGUGUAUUGUGCUAAGCUAAUUACGCUUGUAGGUUGUGUACUCGGCUAAAUUGAUCUGAUUGUUGUUUGUGGUACCCCUGUUUGCCAGCCUGAAUACCAGAUUAUGUUUUAGGGUAAUCCGUAUUAAACACCAGGGGAUUAGAGCUAGAACUUAUCAUCAAAACGUGCAAUGCGUAUCAAUUCUCGGAAAAUGCAGAGUAACAGCGCAGCAGUUUUCUUUCUUUGUUUCGGUUUUAGUGUUGAUCAGAAUAAAUCCUUUCACUGUCGAAAGAAAAAUAUUCCUCCUCGCAUACCUGCCAUCAUAUCUGGAAGCUAAAAUCUUUUUACUCAUUGAUCUUUUGUGGUGGACCACUCACUAUUUGAAAUGUGUUCUUCCAAUUGUCGUUCUGAAACCACACAGAAGUUUGUCAGCCAAGUGAAAACGUUUCUUUAAUGCUUCAUUCCUACACACUAUUUGUUUCUGCUACGUCCGAAUUGUUUACGCCACCGAAAAUUGUUUUUUCAUUCAAAGGUGUGUAGUAUUUCUCCGUAGGCGGUUCAUGUUACUAAAUCUACUCAAUGCAUCUUCCUCUUACAAGAAACCAAAGUUCGCACGACUACUUCCAGGUAUAAGUUGCUUGUAUGUCUGACUGUUUUUGUCCUGAGGCGGCCACAUUAUAUGGUUAUUUGUUGGUUAAUGUUCUACGUCUUACGUGGCGUAAUCCUAUAAUCCUUCCCAUAUCAUCAUCAUCCCCACAUUAAAAAGUUCGUAUAAACAGAAUCUGAUUGUUCCCAUAAAGAUAUAUGCCCAUGUAUGGAAGCGCAGUGGCGGUAAAGAAGCUUAUUGUGCUGUAUUAUCAGACGUAAAAAGCAAGCUAACUAUAGAUUUUCCAAUAACUAAACUCUUUAAAAAGCUGUUUUAUCUCCCUGCUUCUAGCAACUGACACUACUGGAAAAUACCUCAACGUAAAAAAAGUGAAUGUGAAUUUUCAUUUAUAAAUAUUUGUUUACAUCUAACAAGACUCUGACUAUACUAACUGUAAAUCUACUACUGUCCAUCAGAUGUUAGACUCUGUUCACUGUGUGAAGAGUGACACCGAUCCACUACGUACUGAUUCAGAUACACAUUCCAUUUUAUACGCUAUUAUAAUGAUGACCAAUCAACACACUACGGUAUUUCUAAUAGAGAAACACAACAAGACGGAUUUUUAUUUUUUGCGCGAGUAACAGUGUGAUCAGUUAAAUUAUUGUAACAAAGAGAAGCGACGGUAUGUAUUCCAUUUCCGUGGCUUUGAGAAACAAAACAAAUAAGCAUAUAAAAAAAUUUCUCGAAAGAGAUCGAAGGAUAAAACGCCUCAUGUGAAACAUUUCCAACAAAAGCAAGGUAAUAUUUGGGGCCACGCUAAUUCGAGCAUUUAAAAUCGCAUUUAUAAGAAAGACAAUGAGUGAUACUGGGUUUUGUGUAUUACACGAUUUUCUUCUGAUGUAUACGACGUGUGCGUAAUACUUUAGACGCAGCGUCUAUGUGGUAACCUCGUGAUUCUUUUGUUCGCAACAAAGUGAGUGUCAGAACACUCAGCCGCUUCUCAGUCAACGUAUUUUUAAUGAACAUUUCAGUUUCGUGUCAAAAGAUCUUCAUAAAUGCACAACCCUUACUUUUCUGCAUUAUUUUUUGGGGUAGGGAAGGGGUAAAUUUAAUUUAUGCUUAUGUAGCAAAUCAAUAUUAGUCCGUUUCCUUUCUAUAUGUUCUCUGCGUGUAGGUAUGUCCUUCCUGGCAGCUUAGCUGGAAAACACUUUUCCUUCGAUAUAACUGUAAAUUUGUUUUGUUUCAUAAUUAUUUACUGUGAGUUUCCUUCACUGCGAAUCAUCAGUAAUCAGUAUUAUAAUGAAUAAAUCGUCUUUUAUUUCUAUGUGAAAAAUCCCUUACACGUUAGAGUGUAGAAUACGAGUUUGAGUAAGUUGUAUGAAGCUUGGUUUAAUUAUUAUUACGAUACCUCGUAAAGGUACGAUGUAAUGCAAUAGUAGAAGGUAUUUCAAAAGUGGUAUAAAACACCGCAAUUUUCCCAUAUUGAGAUUAUUUAGGUUAUUACCCACAAGAUGAGUAAUUGAGUUAAGUAAGUAAAGUUUGAUACAUAUCUAGUUUUCCAUCCAUAUUCCAAUAUUAAUGAUCAUAUAUUUUUAACAAUGGAAGUUAGAUUUUCGGAAAGCGCUCUUAGUAUUAGAAACAUUUAGUAUAUUCUGUGUGAAGUGGUUACUGCCAUCCCAUAUUUCGUUAUUUUACGACACGCAUACUCAUUUCAAAAAAGUAAUUUCCUUGCAUUUAAAUAAUCGGUACUUGUCGACAGACAUGUAUAGAGACUGAUACAAAAUGUGGUAGACUUCCCCUUGAAAUAACUUAGGAACCUAAGUAAUUAAGUCAGGAGGACCGUGUGUUGCUGCUUCCAUCAAGGUUGGUGACCUCUGGCUGUAGCAAAUGUCACAGGCAGCUCUCCUUUACUUUAGCGAAAAGAAAGUUAAUGUAGUGACAGAGAUAUAUUUCUGUGGUAUUAAUCGGCAAGUACCAAGUGCUUUUUCAGAAAUAUUAAAUGAUGGGUUAGAUAAUUAUCAACAAUUGUAUGUAAGCUUCUGAAGCGAUACAGCUUGUUGUGUAUACCAAAAUUUUAAAUGAUAACAUUAACUGCUAUAUAUUGUUGCUGAUAUGUGAAUAAAAGAGUAUCUCAUAUAUGUAGGUGAAAGUGAGCUUUAGCAUAAUAAAGUUGCAUUGCCUCUUUGAUGCGUGUGCUGCAUGUAAGGAGAGGUCUAUUAAAAACAAAUAAAAAAUAAAAAGCUUUACAAUGCACAAACAAAAUGCCAAAUUUGUAUAUACGUAAACAGCGUUAGAGGCUGUAAUAGUGGCCCAUGCUUGUAAAAAGUUAUUAGCUCUAUGUUAUUCUGCACCACAAGUUCCUCUUUAAUUUCCUCUUGUAUUUGUUAUAUGUCAAUGACUUACCAUUACUCUUUCUGUUUAUUCUGACGCUAGUCAGAAUACCAAAAUCAGUGCUUUAGUUUCAUUGCAUUGCCAUGUAGGCAUUAAACAAAUAAUAAACGGUAUUGUCAGUUUGACGGGAGCAACUAUUUUGUGUUCUACUGAAGACUGUUCUAGCUUUAAAAAAUUGUGUAAUGUCUGCUGAGUCAUCGAUAAAGUAAUGUUGAUAUUUAAAUUAUAUUGCUGUGAGUAUCUGAAGUUUAACUUGUUUGAAAAAUGUAUUUGAGUGGGAUGGUUUAUGUGAAAGAAGUUCCUUGUCAACAGACAUCUCUAACAAAUUAUCAAUAUUAUGAUGUGUGAUUUCUUAAACGUGGUUCUCAGGUCUACGUGAAAAUGGUACAGAAGUAUUUCAUAUUAUCAGCCUGAGCUGUAAGACAUUUGCUCAUGAUCUAUUUAGUAUUCAUUGUGUGUUUAUGAAACUCUUUCAAUCUUCAUAUAUCUUACACUACAUUCUGAAGCUACUGUACAAUAAUCUUUUUCUCUUGUGACUUUACUAUAGUUUUAUCUAAUUACUAUUUCGAUUUUCAAAUAACGUCUGCAGCUCUUGGAUAAUGAUAAUUACUUUAUCUGGACGUUUAAGUGCAUGUGUUUACUUUACACCGAAUUUAAUGUACAGAGUCAAUAGUGUGUGGUAGAAAGAUGAAGUGAUUGUAUUAAAUGAAGUAAAGCUCUCUCUCUGUUUGUGUGUGUGUAUGUGCGUGCGUGCGUUCGUGCGUCCACAUAUGUGUGUGUGUGUGUGUGUGUGUGUGUGUGUGUGUGUGUGUGUUUGUGUGUGUAUGAGUGUGUGUUUUGAGAGAGUGAGGGUGGACGAUAAAAGAUAUAGCUAGACGAAGGGGCAUGCAGGAAAGUCACUAGUUACCAUUGUAUUAACAAUUAUGUUUAAUAAAGUUUUAUGUUGACAGACUUGUCAUUUAUUUCGUAUCAACUCCUGUUUCAAUUUUGUAUUGUGUACCCUCAGCAGCAUGAAAGAAAAUGUGAUUCAAAUGUAUCAAAUGCUAAUAAAUAGUUAAAUGUGAA
Messenger RNA from Schistocerca gregaria, 10234 nucleotides. RefSeq names its product ankyrin repeat and SAM domain-containing protein 1A-like. The transcript has 17 exons. The record is from RefSeq and is a predicted model, not a curated record. Gene Ontology annotation, cellular component: cytosol. NCBI's taxonomy places the organism in Eukaryota, Metazoa, Arthropoda, Insecta, Orthoptera, Acrididae. Gene Ontology annotation, molecular function: protein binding. The coding region runs from base 1 to 3921 and encodes 1306 amino acids.